This is a messenger RNA of Trichoderma harzianum CBS 226.95, 774 nucleotides long. RefSeq lists its product as hypothetical. The record is from RefSeq and is a predicted model, not a curated record. The transcript has a single exon. NCBI's taxonomy places the organism in Eukaryota, Fungi, Ascomycota, Sordariomycetes, Hypocreales, Hypocreaceae. Bases 103 to 522 code for a protein of 139 amino acids.
GGGAAAUCCCAAGUGUAGGUUGUUUUUUUUUGCGGAGCAUGGGGGAAUCUUUAGAUUGACCUUAGCGCAAUCACCUCUUGGGAAUAUCCCUGCGCCCAUUUAAUGAGCAGCGAAGAUGCUAGAACAAAAACAAGAAAAGAUGAAAAACGACAGCAAAAUUGGUCCCCCCCAGCGUGUGUGCCAAGUGUGCCCGUAAUAAUAGAGGGCGUGCGGAAAGAGACACGAUUACUACCUGUACGGCUGCCCGAAAUGCAGCCCACUUUGAUGCGACGCGCUCGCGAUGCAUCACGGCGGCUAGUCCUGCAUUUGCAUUGUCCAGUUGGAGCUGCGCCAUUGGCUGGGCCUCAGCGAGAGAGAGAGAGAGACGCGGCAUCUGGCCAGGGAUAUGUGUCCAGGGCUGCAGCUUUUUGUUUUCGAAGCAAAAGAGAAGACCGGACGAAAAAGCCCUUUGCCGAGCCUCCAUGCAUUGUGUUUGCCUUGGGUAUCGUGGUUGGGAAGUUGGGUAGCAUUAUCCCGUGCUGACGUCUACUCAGAGCCUCACCAUCAAAGAGGACACAAGAGAGGGAGAGAGACCAAGGUAGGUCUACGGAUGAGUUUGCCCACUUGAUCGCCACAAGGGAAACCCAUAAUGAGCCUGCCAGGUCGGGGUGAAAUGUCUCUGGAAACAAUGCCUCGAAAAUCUGAGCAAGACCUCUCCCCAUUGUGGGAAGAGCAAAUACUUGAAUCAACUCCACGUAGCCAUUGUGCUUCAGACAUUCCAAGGGAGAGACAGCU